AGUGGGCGGGGCUUUGUGUCUCCGCGUAGGUUUAGUGGCUCUAGACGUGGACGUUAUGAAAAAAGGCUUCAAGUUUGUAGCUGGUGUUUUUCGGGAGGGUUUGCGUCACCGGAGGCUGAGCACACAAAGCCGAGCAGCCUCUACCACACUUUUAAAAUCACGGGAUCCCCCCCCCCAAAAAAAAAAUUGCAUCGCUCUGGACCGCCACGAGCUCUUAUUGUUUCAAUCGAAACGCCUGCAGUCUGAAGAGUCGUUAACCCUGCCCCACGGAAACUACACCGAGGGGGGACUAGAGGAGGAGGAAGAAGAAGAGGGAGCUCUGGGAAGAAACAACAGAGAGAAAGGUGCUGGAGGAGUGAGAGAGGACUGCACAGAGCAACUCCGUAUUGUUCCGCGUUUUGUUUGCUCCGUCCAGAGAAGAGAGAGAGAGAGAGAGACGCGGAGGGGUAUUUUUUUUUCUUCUUCUUCUUUCGGGUGUGCGACAAAAAACUGCAUCACCGUCAACUCUGGAUUUCUUAAUCCGCUUCCUGUCGUCCAGGAUGAGGUUUAAAAGGAACGGGUCCUAUACGCUGAAUAGGAAGUCGAAGGCGAAGCCAAAUGGAAAGAAGCCGGCAGAAGAGAAAAAGCAGUAUCUGGAGCUCGAGUACACAAAAAUCCGUGUGGUGGAUUUUGACCUCAAAGAGCUUGUGGUGCUGCCCAGAGAGAUAGACCUCAACGAAUGGCUCGCCAGCAACACGACAACAUUCUUCAAUCUUAUCAACCUGCAGUACAGCACCAUCUCAGAGUUCUGCACUGGGGACACUUGUCAAACCAUGACGGCCUGCAACACAAUAUACUACUGGUAUGACGAGAGGGGGAAGAAGACAAAGUGCACUGCUCCACAAUAUGUCGACUUUGUAAUGAGUCUUUGUCAGAAACUGGUCACAGAUGAGGAGAUCUUUCCUACAAAAUAUGGCAAAGAGUUCCCCAACUCCUUUGAGUCCUUGGUAAAGAAGAUCUGCCGGUACCUGUUCCACGUGCUGGCUCACCUCUACGGGGCGCACUUUAAAGAGACAGUGGCUCUGGAGCUGCAGGGCCACUUGAACACUCUGUAUGCACAUUUCAUCGUUUUCGUAAGGGAAUUCAACCUGGUUGACCCCAAGGAGACCUGUAUCAUGGACGACCUGUCCGAAGUUCUCUGCGCCCCUGCCCCUGCCCCGCCACCCGCACCCACCCCAGCCCCUUCCUCCCCAGCCUCAGCGCCCUCCCCUUCCUCACAAAACCACGUGACGGAGAGAUGAGCGGCGGCGGCAGCGAGACAGCAGCCCCGGGGGUGAUUGAAGAUAAGAUAGAUGAGAGAAGGAAAGACAGCCUGGCCCCCUUCCUUGGUGCCAGCAGGACUUAAAGACCUUCCACUACCCUUGUAUUUCGCUAUGACACCAACCAACCAACCAGCCGGAAGGAAGGGGGGGAGGGUUUUUGAGGGGUUUGGGGUAGCGGGGAGGGGUUUGUCACGCCAGCAGGAAUUGGCGUGAGCAUUCCUCCCAGGGGCAAAUCCCUCCCAUCUUCUCUGCAAUUUAAACUAGGAAGAAAAAAAGUAUGUGUAUGUUUUUUUUUUUGUGGUUUUAUUUCACUUUUAUUUUUGUUGAAGUUUUAUUCAGUUUAAUUUUUUGUUGUGCGGAGGGGUGCAGUGUGGCCCUCCCGCUAUCCUCUACCUAACAUACAGUACAGGAAGGGGUUUCUGCUUCGCUUCAACCGACUAUUGUACAGUGUUGUUAACGGGAGGAGAUGAGGCGUCUCUCCUCACCUGCAGGCUUGUCCUUCCCUCCUCCUGCAGCUGCGGGAGGCGGCCUGCAGGGGCACGGCCGCUACGCUGGCCAGUAGGGAGCCACGUUACUGCCCGACGGGGCAAUACUAGCCAAUCACUGUUUGGGUUGUUUAUGUGGGGGAUGAUUGAAGCGCUUCCGACUCAGGACCUAAGAGAAUAUGUCACUGCUGCCAGAGAGAAGUUGGUCUCUUUUUUUUCAUUUUUUUUUUUCAUUCUCUGUUCCUUGUUCACCAGACUGCUCAGCCCUUUUAUAUGGCAGAUAUUGAUUGUGUUGAACUACAGUAUAGUCACAUAAUCACCUGGUGUACCCCUAACAGACAUGUCCCAGAGCCCACCUGUAGAGGGCAGCAAACAUAAUGAGAAGGCAACAGAAACAGGCAGAUGGUGAAGAAAAUAUAAAGAUUGUAUGAUAGAUAUUUAAUCUGAUCAGAGAGUCGAGACAGCCUGGGGCCACGAUGAGGCUGAAUCAGAGUUGUAUGCUGGUGCUCAGCAUAGCAGCAGCCACUUGAACCACCACCGACACCCACUUCAGCUGCACAGAAGGACAAAGACAUGAUGUAAUGUCUGCAGGCCUCGAGAGGCACAGACGGAGACAGAGUGAGGGGUGGGAGUAGAUGAUGUGGAGCUGCUCUGCUGUUUAACAGUCAGCAGUACUCCCAGUGCAAAACUCAAAUUCUCCACUCCUGGUUUAUUAUUUCUACCUGUCCUGUUUAAAAUUUGCUUUUUUAAAAAGAUUAUCAGAGGAAAAUUAGUUCAGAAAUAAUAACAAUAAUGGUAUCAUUACACAUGUAUAGAAAAUGCACAGUCUGCUUGGACUUUACUGUACAAAGAAUCGCAAGUGGGUUCUCUCAGACAUAGCCUUCGUAUGGAGGAGAAUUGGGUUUAUAAUUCUCCUUUUUUAUUUAUUUUUUAAUUUUUAAUUUUUUUUUGCAGGGUUUUUCAGUUCUGGCUCUCGUUUUUAUGUAUUUUAAUUAUUAACUAAGUUAAAAGCAAUUUAAUAUUUUAAGCUCUGCGGAUUAUAAUCUAAUAAAAGAGAGAAAUGCCA
Messenger RNA from Cyclopterus lumpus (lumpfish), 2852 nucleotides. RefSeq names its product MOB kinase activator 2a (gene mob2a). Gene Ontology annotation, cellular component: cytoplasm; nucleus. Lineage: Eukaryota; Metazoa; Chordata; Actinopteri; Perciformes; Cyclopteridae. Gene Ontology annotation, biological process: positive regulation of protein phosphorylation; signal transduction. The coding region runs from base 540 to 1280 and encodes 246 amino acids. The transcript has 5 exons. The record is from RefSeq and is a predicted model, not a curated record. Gene Ontology annotation, molecular function: protein kinase activator activity.